CCUCUGGGUUUCGAAACUGUGAUUUUGUUAUUGAAUCAGAGAUGGACGUUGGGGGUAAUGGUGGUGGUUUGAUUGUCAAUAAACAGAGGGCUAUGUUACCCAACAAAAGUAGGGGUGAAUUUGUCCGUAAUCAAAGAAAAGACUCGGAGGGCUUCUCCGAGUCUCCAGACCUUGAGUUUGAGUAUGCAGAUACAGACAAGUGGUCUGCUGAACUGUCAGAGCUAUACAGUUACACUGAAGGACCAGAAUUUCUUCUCAACAGAAAAUGCUUUGAGGAGGAAUUCCGAACUCAUGUGUCUGACAAGAAAUGGACCGAGCUGGAUGUGGCUCAACACAGAGCUCACGCCAUGCGUCUACUGGACGGCCUGGAGGUGAUCACCAGGGAGAAGAGGCUGAAGGUGUCCAGGGCAAUCCUCUACAUGGUUCAGGGGACGUUUGCGGAGUGCAGCUCUGAGGCAGAAGUGCAGCACUGGAUGAGGUAUAACAUCUUCCUGCUGCUGGAUGUUGGCACUUUCACAGCCCUUGUGGAGCUGCUCAACAUGGAGGUUGAUAACAGUGCUGCCUGUAGCAGUGCAGUCAGAAAGCCAGCAAUCUCCUUGGCUGACAGCACAGACCUCAGGGUGCUGCUCAACAUCAUGUAUCUGAUGGUGGUGACCAUCCAGCAGGAGGACCCAGCCGACUCACCUGAUUGGAGGGCCACCAGGGAGACCUUUAAAACAGAGCUGGGCUCUCCUCUGUACAACAACGAGCCCAUCUCUGUCAUGCUCUUUGGCAUGGUGACAAAGUUCUGCAGUGGUCACGCCCCCCACUUCCCCAUGAAGAAGGUUCUGAUGCUGCUGUGGAAGAGCAUACUGUUCACCCUCGGGGGGUUUGAGCAGCUCCAGAACAUUAAGGUGAGUAAGCGGGAGGAGCUUCGCCUGCCCCCCCUCCCAGAGGACAGCAUCCGGGUCAUCAGGAGCAUGAGGGCAGCCUCGCCCCCCGCAUCUGCAUCUGACCUCAUCGAACAGCAGCAGAAAAGGGCACGCCGUGAACACAAGUCCCUAAUAAAACAGGACAACCUGGACGCCUUCAAUGAGAAGGACCCCUACAAGUCAGAUGACCCUCGUGAAGAUGAGGAUGACAACGAUGACAAUGACAACUCCAUGGAGGCGGAGCCUUUUCCCAUGGAACGGGAUGAGGUCAUGCCCCCACCCAUCCUACACCCCCCCUCAGAGAGAGUGAACUUCCCCAAGGGCCUGCCUUGGGCCCCCAAAGUCAGGGAAAAGGACAUAGAACAUUUCCUGGAAUCAAGUAGAAGCAAAUUUAUCGGCUAUACGCUUGGAAAUGACACAGAUACAGUUGUCGGCCUACCCAGACCCAUCCAUGAAAGCAUCAGAACCUUGAAGCAGCAUAAGUACAUCUCUAUAGCUGAGAUUCAGAUUGCCAAGGAGGAUGAGUUUCAGAAAACUCCACUGUCAGGGGGAGAAGAGGAUGUGGAGAUGUGCUCCACUGAGCUGCUAUACCAGGGCAUUCUUCCCAGCUUGCCUCAGUACAUGAUUGCCCUGCUGAAGAUCCUGCUAGCGGCUGCCCCCACCUCCAAGGCCAAGACAGACUCCAUCAACAUCCUGGCAGAUGUGCUGCCUGAGGAGAUGCCGACCACUGUGCUCCAGAGCAUGAAACUUGGUGUGGAUGUUAACCGCCACAAGGAGAUCAUUGUUAAGGCCAUCUCUGCCAUCCUGCUGCUGCUUCUCAAACACUUCAAACUCAAUCACGUCUACCAGUUUGAGUACAUGGCUCAGCACCUGGUGUUUGCCAACUGUAUUCCUCUCAUUCUCAAGUUCUUCAACCAGAACAUAAUUUCUUACAUCACAGCCAAGAACAGUAUUUCUGUGCUGGACUUCCCUUACUGUGUGGUGCAUGAGCUCCCUGAACUUACUGCAGAGAGUUUGGAGGCUGGCGACAACAACCAGUUCUGCUGGAGGAACCUGUUCUCCUGUAUCAACCUGUUGAGGAUCCUCAACAAGCUGACCAAGUGGAAGCACUCCAGAACCAUGAUGCUGGUGGUGUUCAAAUCUGCUCCCAUAUUGAAGAGGGCGUUGAAGGUUAAACAGGCCAUGAUGCAGCUGUACGUCCUCAAGCUGCUCAAAGUGCAAACCAAGUACCUGGGCCGCCAGUGGAGGAAGAGCAACAUGAAGACCAUGUCUGCCAUCUACCAGAAGGUCCGCCAUCGCCUCAAUGACGACUGGGCCUACGGUAACGACCUGGAUGCGCGGCCCUGGGACUUCCAGGCAGAGGAGUGUGCUCUGCGCGCCAACAUUGAGCGCUUCAACAGCCGACGCUACGACAACAACCAGAGGAACCCUGACUUCCUGCCCGUGGACAACUGCCUGCAGAGCGUUCUUGGACAGCGCGUCGACCUGCCGGAGGAUUUCCAGAUGAACUAUGACCUCUGGCUGGAGCGAGAAGUCUUCUCCAAGCCCAUAUCCUGGGAGGAGCUUCUGCAAUGAUAACAGGGCUGGGUGGUGGGAGGUGGUGCUAUAGGAAGGUUUUCUGAACCCACCUCCCCAAGGUGGCAACACUAGUCUACAUCUCCACAUCGUUUAGUGCUGAAAAAGCAUACCUGUUACAGCAUUCAUAGAGCACUGCAUUUGUUUCUGAAAAUUACGCAGACAAGUCCCCAUAACAAACAUGAUCCUUGUGUUGUCACCUCGUGCAGAGAAAAUAACAGUCAGUAAGGGAUAUUCAGGAGGUAGAGGGUCAACACCUAAGUCACCUAAAUGUGGACCUUGCGCAUUAGCAUUACCCCUUCACAGUUGGACCAAUCAUUUAUAAUAUCUGAAUCCAGGCACUAGACUUCUCUUCUUUUUUUUAAAAGCGCAAAUAGGGGGUGCUUAUAUUUGUCCUGUUUCACACAUGUACAAGUGUGUAACCUGUACAAGCGUGUGGGGAAAUGGAAAUGUGUUUUUUUUGCAUAUCCCAUUUGGAGAGUGGUGUCACUCAUGGCCAAGGUGAACCAGGUCUUGAUUUACCCCAUGUAGAGCCUUUUCUAGUUUUCAACUGGACCUUUACAGAGUGCUAUAGGUUUUUAUCAGCCUUGUCCAACCUCCAUGGUUGGGUAUGUAAAACCUUUGUAUUCUGUUACUUACACACAACUCCACACAUCCAUAUGUCUUAUGGUUACUGAUACAACCCCCUGUUGACCAGGCUUUUGAUGUUCCAUAAGUACUCUUCUCACCGAGUGACUGUUGGCUUGUAUGAAUCACACACCUCUAUCAACCCUGGUGGAGACAAUUUAGAUUGGUAUUAAGACAUUUUAAUGGAAUUUCCAGCCUAAUGUUUUAACCUAAAGCAACAGGCACACGUGUUGGCCACUACAUAACCUUAUUGGCUGAUAACUUGGGAAACAAACCUUAAUUUUGUGUGUAUGUGUGUGUGGACAGUAUGUUUGAGAGAGUGAGGGAAGAAAGUGGUUCUCACUCACUCUUCACUAAGCAAAUUUUUUUUUUUUUUUUUACUCAAGGGAAAAAUUUUGCCCACCUGUUAACUCCUCAGUUCUAAGAUAAUUGUAUAGUUGCAUUGUGCUUAUACUAAUUUACCACAGCUAUUGCUUUUUUUGUGUUAGGUUUUAUUUAUUCGCACCAAAGACAAAACAGUACAGAUAAAACAGAAUGGUAGAAACUGUGCAGGUGAGGUUGGAAGCCCAAAAGGGCUUUUAUGACAAAUAUAAGUACAUCAAAUAAAGUAUGUUCCAUCAGUUAAACAAAGCAUAUUAAUUUUAAUUGAACAUGAUAUACUCAUUAUACAAGACUAUGUGUGUGUGCAUCUGUGUGAGAGUUAGACAUGGAGGGGAUUAUUGGGUAGUUUGGUUCAUCAGGUGGACCCCCAGUCUUCGCUUGAAGUUAUUGAUGGAUGAUGUUUGGCAUUGUGAACAUAAGAAUUCCAGAGUAUGGUACCUCUGUAUCUGAUAGAGAAUUAUCUGUGUGAGGCAGUGGGGAGGGUGAAGGUUAUCGCAGUGUCUUGUGUUAUAUAGAUGGAUUUCCAGGGAGAAUCCAUUAACGGGUUUAGGUAAACUGUCUGGGAGGUAUAUUUAGAUGAAAGUGCAUAAUUGGCGUACCUUAAUGUUGUAAAUAGGCAAGAUAUUGAGUUUCUUAAACAAAGGUGAAAAUGUAUUUUGUAUGAUGAGUAAUUUGUGUAGGUACGGGGCAUAUGUACCGGCUCAGAAUUUUUUUUUACCGUAAUGAGAUAUGGGUCAAUUAAGCUACAGUAUAGAGUUAGGAAGCAAGCCUGAUGAACCAAACCAUGUUUUUCUACGAUUUUAGAAAAACAUGGUAGUGCAGAUAUUGGGUGAUGAAUUGUAAAAGAUCUUGGAUCCCCAGAUUUAUAGAGAGGGGGAUAACUUUGGCAAUUACAUUUUUUUAGGAACACUACCAGUUUGCAUUGAUUUUGUGAAGAUAUACCUUAGAGCACAGGUGUCAAACUCAUUCCACGGGGGGCCGAGUGUCUGCGGGUUUUCGCUCCUCCCUUAUACUUGAUUGAUGAAUUAACAUCACUAAUUAGUUAGGAACUCCCCACACCUGGUUGUCUAGGGCUUUAUUGAAAGGAAAAACCAAAAAUCUGCAGACACUACUAGGCCCUCCGUGGAAUGAGUUUGACACCCCUGCCUUAGAGGCUCAGUAAUCGAGGAAGACACUGAUUUCACCAGAGGCACCAAUCUCAUAACCUGCUGCUGAUAUCUUUGUUACCAAUUACCUCCAUUACAGCAGAAGGAUUAAACUUGAGAAGGGAAAUACCACUUCAUGUAAUCCAAGUGAUUUCCAUCAAUUUUCAAAAUUGUAUUUGACAGAGAGGAACCCACAUUCACAAAAACGUAUUAAAUUCACAUGAAAAAACAUCAGAAUCACUAUAGGUAUUAUUUCCAACAAUAAAUUGAGAUGGAGUAGUUCUAGAUGCCAUUUUCUUAUUCAAUAGUUGAUUGAUUUUCAAAGUUGACUAUUUUAUUUAGGGAUUCUUGAAAUGUGUUAGUAAAAUAUAUUUUGGGGGAUAUCUGAAGUAGGUGAGUAAAUUUGUUCUUAUACUUUUUUACAUUUGCAGAAUUUAGGGGAGAGGGAUUUGUGAGAAUGGUUUUUAUAGAACUUCUUUUUAACUGAGGAUGUUUUGAGACCGGUUGUAAACCAAUGUUUCCAGAACCCUUCUGCUGCUCUCUUACGUGGUUUAACUAAGGUGGUGAAUUACAGAAUUGAAAGAUGUGAGAAAAGUCUGGCAAGCAGACUCCACAUCAGCCUGAUUAUUAUAAUGGUUAUUGAAGAGAGAAUCUAACAUGGAGAAAUGUAAUUAUGACAUCGUAUGACGUUAGGAUGUUGGAAAAACCCUUAUUUAUCAUGUCAAUAUGUUUAGCAUUCUAUGACUUUAUAAAUACUGUAUUAAAAUGAUGCUCUCUUA
Messenger RNA from Salvelinus fontinalis (brook trout), 5418 nucleotides. Its product is annotated as striatin-interacting protein 1 homolog. Gene Ontology annotation, cellular component: cytosol. The coding region runs from base 42 to 2486 and encodes 814 amino acids. The record is from RefSeq and is a predicted model, not a curated record. Lineage: Eukaryota; Metazoa; Chordata; Actinopteri; Salmoniformes; Salmonidae. Gene Ontology annotation, biological process: cytoskeleton organization. The transcript has 21 exons.